GACAAUCGAGACGGUGGCAACCAUUUCGGAACUCAUAAAAUUCACCUAUUUUUAACACGUGAAAAUUUUCAGAAAUCUACAAAUUAAUUAUAAUCUCUACCAGAUUUAAUUAGAUCCUAGAUUCUAAUCGUUGCAACUCUGUGAAUUAGAAAUCAACAUUUAAAGAGAAGGAAUUGCUCGCGCAAAAUAUAACCUAUAAAAAUGGUGGUGUAACGUUUUAGAAAUAAUGAAAGGAAAUUAAAAGAACAUAAUUUCGGAGAUCACUUGACGUGCAUAUAACAUUUCUAACAUUUCGCUUCGAUUUCUCAAAAACGAGAUGCUAUUCACGAUCGAGAGGUACGUGAUACGCGCGAGUGCACGGUGUUUACAACGAUGUUUCUCGAACAGUGUUGACGUUUCGGCACGAGAAUUCGUUCUGCAACCCAACGAGAGCCCUACGUCGAUACGUGCCGAAGCCCAGAAGUGUCUCAAAAUUGCCUUCCUAGGCGCGCCAAACGUUGGAAAAAGCACAAUUGUUAACCAACUUAUCAAGCGAUCGGUAUGCCCUGUAUCCUGCAAGGUGCACACCACACAAGCCAAAGCGCGUGCAAUAUAUUGCGAAGGUGAUACUCAGCUGAUAUUCCUGGACACCCCUGGCAUGGUCUCCACGAAAGAGUCUAAAAAGUUCAAGUUAGACAGUAGCUUCAAAACAGAUCCGAAGACUUCCUUGCAAGCGGCAGAUAUUGUGGGAAUUGUGCAGGACGCAGAGAAUGUAUAUACCAGGCACAAGAUUGAUACAAACAUAUUAGAACUCUUGACGGAAGAUAUAAGGAGCAAGAUUCCUAUAAUUCUGGUCAUUAACAAAGUGGACAGACUGAAGAAGAAGGAAAUAUUACUCGACUUGAUACACACUCUGACCAAGAGCAAGAAAUCUCCAGAUUUCUAUGACGUAUUUAUGAUAUCUGCCUUGACUGGGGAUGGCAUUAACGAUUUGAGGACUUAUUUGUUAGACACGGCUAAGCCACGAGCCUGGGAGUACGAAAGGCAUAUUUACAGCGAUAAUACGUGCGAGGAUAUAAUACGACAAACGGUGCGGGCAAAGUUGAUGGAUAUUCUGCCGAACGAGGUUCCAUAUCGUUUACAGGUCAAGUUGGAACACUUUGAUCCAGCCCCCGACGAUAGUAUCAAGGCACUGGUGUCCGUCACGUGUCCCAACAAGCGAAUUGCUCGUCUACUAAUGCGCGGGAGCAACAACAGAAUAGGUCAGACCGCCGUUAUAGCAGAGGAAGCACUGCGGCACGCUUUUCGAACGUCGAUCGGCACAGGAUUCAAAGAGGAGGACCUCGAAAAUCACACCAAAUUCCUCAAAGAUCAUGUAAUACCGCAGGUGAAAUCGUACUACCGCUUCGAUAGUAGCCACGAGCCGGAUCACUGAUUCGAGCCAAUUCAAGUCUGGGAGAUCAAGAGUGCUGAUUUUUCCCUCUCGCCCGUAGCAAGAGCGGCUAUCGGAAUAGUGAAUUUCCCGAAAGCAAGCAUUUGUAAAAAUAUGACUUAUCGUAAUUGCGCUAAAAGAAAUUGAUAUUGCGUGACGUAAUUAAUUUACUCACGAAAAUCUUUUAUCCACAUCGAACAUUUUGCGUUAUCGCGAUAUUUUGGAGACGCAGCGUAUUUUUUUCUACCAACUAAACAGAGAUAGGGGCUACAAUAUUUUUGCAAUUAAUUCUUCCUUAGAGUUUUCUUGAAAUUUUUCGAGCUCGUUUAAUAAGGUUUUGUUCUGGUUGAGGUCGAUCCGGAAAAGGGAAUAUCUUUAAGGUUUCCGCGAUUCAUCAGGAUUCGCGAGGAUAAGUCCUGCGAGCAGGCUACUUCCGCUCAAGAUGUGGACAUGUACAACAAUCGAGAGCAGAUUAAAAAUAAAACUUCAGCAUCGAAAACCGCGGAGGAAGAUUUCUAUUAAUUUCUUUUCUUUUUUAUGUCGCGACGCACAAAUUGAGUAAGUAAAUCAUGUAUCUUUUAUAAUUAUUAUUUCUGUCUGAGCUAUUGUAAAUAAAACACGUUUGAUAUGGCACA
This is a messenger RNA of Temnothorax curvispinosus, 2046 nucleotides long. RefSeq names its product GTPase Era, mitochondrial-like. Bases 317 to 1414 code for a protein of 365 amino acids. NCBI's taxonomy places the organism in Eukaryota, Metazoa, Arthropoda, Insecta, Hymenoptera, Formicidae. Gene Ontology annotation, cellular component: mitochondrial matrix. The transcript is spliced from 4 exons. Gene Ontology annotation, biological process: ribosomal small subunit assembly. The record is from RefSeq and is a predicted model, not a curated record. Gene Ontology annotation, molecular function: rRNA binding; GTP binding; ribosomal small subunit binding.